GGUGGGACGUCGAGUUGAGGACAAGACGAGUCGGCGGAUGUUUGGGUUAAAGGACGUGGUUUCUGGGCGUAGGACUUUAGAAGAACAAUUUUGGUGGAGGGAGCCCAACUUUACUUCAAGAAAAAAUGGAUCCUUCUCGCUUUUUAGCGCUCUUCCUGGUCUUCUUGUGUCAUUGUUGCACCGCGGUUGACGCAGAAAAAGGUAGUCGCGGCUUCAUCGGUUUGAUCAACCCGGAAACCCCGGACCUGGUGGAGGUAGACAAUGCCACCUCCGAUACCCUGCAGAGCGGUCUCACCACCGUUUUCCUGCCGAUGGUGUACAUCGUGGUAUUCGUGGUGGGCCUUCCCCUCAACGCAAUGGCCAUCUGGGUAUUCCUGUUCCGCACCAAGAAGAAGCACCCGUCGUCCAUUUACAUGGCCAACCUGGCUCUCGCCGACCUGCUCUUUGUUUUAUGGACGCCGCUGAAGAUUGCUUACCACCUGGCGGGAAACGACUGGACGUACGGCGAAGGGCUUUGCAAGGUCCUGGUGGGCUUCUUCUACGGGAAUAUGUAUUGCUCCAUCUUAUUCAUCGCCUGCCUCAGCGUGCAACGCUACUGGGUUGUGGCGCACCCGCUCUCCCAACAGCGCAGGAACAACAAACUAGCGGUGAUCAUAUGUGUCGCCAUCUGGAUUUUUAUCUGGCUCACCACGACGCCGCUCUAUUUGUACCAGCACACGGCCAAGCUUAGCAAGCCCGUCAUCACCACCUGCCAUGACGUCAGUGUCAUCCUGGACCGCAGCGACCCCUUUGCCUCAGUCCGACUGCCUUACUUCUAUUUCAUCCUGAUGGGUGUGGUGGUAUUUCUAGUGCCUUGCGUCGUUAUCGUGGUGGCGUACGUGCUGCUUCUCCGGGCGCUGGGCCAAGGCAUGGGAGAUGCAGCGGCGGCCAAGAACCGGCGGAGGGCGGUGAUGCUGAUCGGCGUGGUGUUGCUCACCUUCCUGGUGUGCUUCAUCCCCAGUAACAUCAUGCUGGUGCUGCACUACUCUCUGCUAAAGGAGGGCGUGGUGGAUAACGGCUACGCCUUCUACAUCGCCACGCUCUGCUUGGCAAGCCUCAACAGCGUAUUGGACCCUUUCAUCUACUACUUUGUGUCAGACGAUUUCCGGCAGCACGUCAAGAACACGCUGCUUUGUCGCAGCAGCCGGACGGUGGAACGCAUGCGGGUCUCCUUCAGUUCCAUGAAAUACUCCAGGAAGAGCAAGUCAUACGUGUCAGACUCGGGAAACACGCAGAGCAGCUCGUGCUAGCCGAAAUAAGGACAAUUGGACUUUUAAUUGGAUGCAAGUUCAGUUUGUAGCUUGUCCGACAAGGCUGCGAACUUCCCAAAGACUUGAAAGUGUUUUUAACCUAAUUUAGUGUUACCCUGCUUUGUAAAUAAAUGCUAAAAAAACAAUCAUCUGACCCUUUUGUCAAGGAUUCGGAGCCGCGUUGUGACGCUGUCAGACCGGGAUUCAUGGAAUGCGGCUUUUUUAUGAUUGCCUGAACUGGUCCGGUCUUGCCCUUCCCAGAUAACAAAUAGUUAAACAGAGGAAAGUGUCCUGCACUGACCUAACCCCCACCAUACAUCAAAACACCCACAUUUUUCGCAGUGUUCUGCUUCAACUGAAGCUACAGCAAUGCAUCGAACAACCCAAAUAAUUUGACAAAAUAGUCAAAGCAAAGUGUAGAAUUAAGUUACUCUCUGUGUGUUCGCAAGCAGUUUCCAGGCCAAGAAUUCAACAAAGCAUAAAUAUUGUGCAUGUUUGCCAAACACACUCAUGUUGCUAAGCCCACCCGGAAAAACAGAAGUGUUGAAAUACCUACUCUUUGCCUAUGAAAGGUCUCAAAACCAACGCAGUGAUCAGCGCUUAAUCAUCCAAGCUUUGGUUUGAACUCCCACACCUUCCCUGUUGUUGUUCAUUAGCUAAUGCUGUUCUUGGUUAGCCUCUACAGCAGGGGUCCCCAAACUUUUUCCUGUGAGGGCCACAUAACUUUUCCCUUCUCUAAUGGGGGGCCCGGGGUCAGUUUGUAACAGAAAAGGUGUGAUGAUUGUAGGAGUGCCUAAAUGUAAAAAUUACGGGUUGUCAAACGAUUACAUUUUUAAUUGAGUUAAUUACAGCUUAAACAUUAAUUAAACGUAAUUAAUCGCAAUUCAAACCAUCUCUAAAAUAUGUCAUAUUUUUCUGUAAAUUAUUGUUGGAAUGGAAAGCUAAAACACAAGAUGAAUAUAUACAUUCAACCAGGCCAUUAGGGGGCCCUAAGCAAAUUAAUGCCAAGGGGCCCAUAUUUUUGGCCCACUAUUUCAUCACAGUGUACUGUGAAACCCAUACAUGCAAUCCAACCCAUGCGCCCAUAUUUUGCAUAUUAAUCAGAUUUUGUUGCACUGCAUUCUUCAAACUUCUCACCCCAAAUAAUUGUCAGUACUUACAGUAGAUAGCACCAAACCAAAGAACAAAAUUAAAGAAGAACUUUUAUUUUUUAAGCUUGUAAUCAAGUAUCAAAACUGACAAAAGACAAAUAAAGCAAACUGUAGUAAACAAAAUAGAGGCCCCCUACUGGUCAGGGGCCCUAAGCAGCUGCAUAGUCUGCGUAUAGGCUGGGCCGGCCCUGCAUUCAACAUACAGUACAUAAGUACUGUAAUUGUUUAUUAUAACAAUAAAUCAACAAGAUGGCAUUAACAUUAUUAGCAUUCUGUUAAAGCGAUCCAUAUAUAGAAAGACUUGUAGUUCUUAAAAGAUAAAUGUUCAUACAAGUUAUAGAAAUUUUAUUUUAAAACCCCUCUUAAGGUUUUUGUUUUAAUAAAAUUUGUAAAAUUUUCGAUCAAAAAAUAAACUAGUAGCCCGCCAUUGUUGAUGUCAAUAAUUACACAAUGCUCAUGGGUGCUUAAGCCCAUAAAAUCAGUCGCACCCAAGCGCCAGCAGAGGGCGACAAAACUAAAAAAAAACACAAGUAGCAAGUUGACAUUGCACUGUGCUGUCAUUUUAAUCUGUUUGAGCCGGGCAUCUGCGUUAAUUACGUCAAAUAUUUUAAAGUGAUUAAUUUAAAAAAUUAAUUACUGCCCGUUACCGCGAUAAUUUUGACAGCCCUAGUAAAAAUGUAUUGUUUUUCAGAAAGCCACAAUCAAAUAACCCUCUCUGAAUUCUUCACGGAACAAAAGUAAAUAAAAUAAAAAUAAUAAUAUAAUAUAAUAAUAAAUAAUAAUAACACAAUUAAAUAAAUAGAUAAUCAGCAAAUAACCCUCUCUGGGUUCUUUGCAGAAAAAAGCCAGGAAAUAAAUAACACUAUUCAAAAAUAAAAAGAGAAAAAAAAAAAUGUUCAGGGGGCCGGACGAAAUGUGGGCCCACGGGCCAUAGUUUGGGGACCCCUGCUCUACAGCAUACACCCAUUCAUCUACUACUUUUUGUUGUUCAAAUUAGUGUUAGCAAGUUGUUAAAGCAUUAAUAUCAAAAUAUCCUGAAAAACAUUUCUGCACUCCCCCACCUGCAGGUGAUUAAAAAGGUCCUCGGGUCAGACGAGUCUGCUUGCAAGAAGUAAAUGAUUGUUGCUGUGUGUCUCUGUUACCAUUUGCUGCUGACUCAUAUGUUUGUGAGUCACAUUAAACCCGUGCAGGCAGACUAAACUGUUGCAUUCAAAAGCUUUUUAGAUCCUGAAGGUGUCUACUGAAUGUAAAUAUAACAUAUGUAAUGCAUUUUUUACUAAUUGUGUAUGUUCUUUAUUUUUAAAUACAAAAUUUAUUGUAAAAAUACAUGUUUUUAAAACAUUUUUUUUUUACUUACCAUAUUUCCGCGUCCAUAGGGCGCACCGUAUUAUAUGGCGCAGACUCAUUUUCAGGUGAUAUUUCUGUAUUUAACACACAUAUAAGGCGCACUAUUGGGCGCAUGAAAAACAUAUGCUUGCAUGUGCCUUUAGUAUGCGUGCUAGCAAGGGGCAAAGUGCGUAAAGUACUUGCAUCAAGCUUAAUAAAUCCACAAGUCCAUCAAAGUCCUCAUCUCCUGUAUCUGAAUGAACAACUGAGCUAGGUCUCCAUCUGACACGGCAGCUCAAAUUUUCUUUAUGCAGGGUCUUCUUAAAAAUCACCAUAAGUGACAGUUACUUUUUGUUUCGCAUAGGUGAUAGCAUUGAGUUUAAUCUGGGCUUCGUAAGCAUGUCUCUUCACAGUAGAUGCCAUUUUCGAGGGUUCUUCACCAAAACAAAAGCUGUUUAGCCAACGCACACGCUAAAUCGUUACAGCUACUAGGGGCCCGCCCCUAUCACACGCAACCUUCUCCCUUUAAGGUUCUCAUGUCCAGCUUUUCAAAAAUUGCUCAGUCAGACACAUUUUGGUACGCAGUCCACCCAAUAGGCGUACUGUCCACCCCGGAAUAGGCACCUUUCAAAACUAAAAUUCUUGAAACUCCGGAGUUGUAGAACAUAUUGGAAGAAAUUUGCAUACUUGUGAGAAGGCGACAUGUUUUAUUUCUGACUCGUCUUUAAAAAAAAAAAAAAAAAAAGUUUAAAAAAAAAACAAAUUUGGAUGAAAGGUACUGGAAAACUGGUGUUGAAAGGCCUUAAAAAGUGCUUGAAUUUGGACAUGAAAAGUUGUACGAACCCUGAAAAUGGCAUCCAAUGUUGAAAAAUGCUAUGUAAAAAAACAAUGUUUAUAAGAUUAGUAUGAAUUGCUAGAAUAGGAAAAACAUUUAUUUUAAGGAAACAAUCUUCCUUUUGAAAAUGCCCAAUGUGUUUUUAAAAGUGUAAAACUAAUUUGCAUUUAUAUUUUCAAAUAGACAUUCUAAAAUAAUACAGGUUGUUAUCGAUAGACGUACAGUGAUCCCUCAUUUUUCACGGUUAAUGGGAUCCCCGGUAAAAAUUAAAAUCCGCGAAGUAGAAGCAGAGCUUAUUUACACUGGGGAAAAAAAA
Molecule: messenger RNA, 4917 nt
Organism: Corythoichthys intestinalis (scribbled pipefish)
Lineage: Eukaryota; Metazoa; Chordata; Actinopteri; Syngnathiformes; Syngnathidae
Gene: f2rl1.2
Product: coagulation factor II (thrombin) receptor-like 1, tandem duplicate 2
Exons: 2
Coding region: 126-1289 (387 amino acids)
Biological process (GO): phospholipase C-activating G protein-coupled receptor signaling pathway; positive regulation of Rho protein signal transduction; thrombin-activated receptor signaling pathway
Cellular component (GO): plasma membrane
Molecular function (GO): thrombin-activated receptor activity
Source: RefSeq, a predicted model, not a curated record